Messenger RNA from Folsomia candida, 5391 nucleotides. Its product is annotated as mediator of RNA polymerase II transcription subunit 26. The record is from RefSeq and is a predicted model, not a curated record. Gene Ontology annotation, molecular function: transcription coregulator activity. Gene Ontology annotation, cellular component: core mediator complex; nucleus; mediator complex. The transcript is spliced from 6 exons. Gene Ontology annotation, biological process: regulation of transcription by RNA polymerase II; positive regulation of gene expression. Lineage: Eukaryota; Metazoa; Arthropoda; Collembola; Entomobryomorpha; Isotomidae. Bases 1633 to 3840 code for a protein of 735 amino acids.
GGUUAGGUAUCCUGGUGGUGGCAGGCUUGUCGGGCUGGUCUGGUCUGUAAUUUCGUUCCGUGGAAGAAAUGCCAUCCCAAACUAAAGCUGGUCUCCGUUCUCCGUAGUUGUGAGGAGAGAGAGACGGGUAUUAGAAAUUCGGGUCGAAGAGACAAGAGCUCUGGUGAAGCUGGUCGAUAAAAGUUGGUGCCGAGGUUGGUGAGAGAAAUGCAGGGGACUGUUAUUAUUAAGGGUAGCAGCAAGGACUCACUGUCUGGUCCCUGAUUAUUGCUUUCUUUCCUCGUCGUGUCCCCACACCCCCACGAGCGAGCUCCGCCUUUCUUUCGCGGUAUCGAUUUCAUGUCAGGUUGAAGGAACGUUUUUCUACGACGAAAGGUUAGCUCGUGGGUGUUGACAAUGUUAUUUUACUGAACAAAGUCAACGUGGUGGUGGUGAGGAUUGAACUAUUUUCGGGUAGGUUGCAUAUGUAUGUACAUCCGGGUAGCCAGAGAUGCACACGCGCUGUUAAACAUAAUGCCCGGCAUGUGGGCUUGACUUUUGUUUUUCCGUAAUUAUGAAAAGAAGAGGGCAAUAGCAGAGAAAGAAGGUACACACACGGGUUGGUUUGGUUGGCUCAUUGAAUUGACAGAUGACGAUUUAUUGGGUGGGUUUGGGUAAAGUAAAGAAUAAUGCGUUGCUCGUGGCGUUGUGGAGAAAGUCGUUCGUCGUUGUCGAAAUAGAUAUGGGGAAAAAUGCUUGUUUUUAGCUUUUCCGACGACUUUUUGGAGCUUGCACACGUUAUCAUUGUCGUUGAACUACUUUCCUUGAUCUAUUCCUGGAAAUGUUGGGAGUUUGGGUGGCUUGGUUGGUGGUGACUCCUUCUUAAUGAGAGUGCAAGUCGAGAUUUUGGGAUAGAUUUCAUGUUUUAGGUAGGUACAUGUACAUGACACAUCCGCUAUUUCUGAGCCAAACUGUUCUGUGUGCCUGCCUAAUUGCGAAGAAAAGAAGAAGAAGAAAAAUAUAUUGAAACGGUGCCCUUUCAUCAUAAUCAUCUUCUUUUCAUUAUUCAGGGAUUAUUAGGAAUCAUAAAGGGAACAAGAAAAUUGCCGGAUUUGGAUUGAAGUCUAUUUUUACAAUUGAUUGGUAUCUUUCAUACACAUCACAAAUCGACAGGAUUCGUUUGAUCAUUUCUUAAUAAAUAAGAGAGGAAGAAGCGAUAUUGAGUGAGUGACAUGAGGAGGAUAUUAAGUCGCGUCGCAUUCAUAUAUUUAUGAACUUUGGAUUCAUACAUUUUUGUGACAAGGUUAUCCAUCCAUCCAUCCAUCCACUCAUCCAUCUUCUUACAGAGUGAUGUUUGGUUUGAGUCUGUUAAACUGUGCUUUUUGCGUCAUUCUCACUGCACGUGUAUGUAUGCAUAGCAUCACUUGUUGCUGCACUUGGCGUUGUUGUUUUGAUGGACGAAAUAUCAGUGAAUUUCCAGUUCCCAGGCUGUUAUUAUUGUUCUUAUUAUUACGAUUCUAAAUAGGAUAUGUGUAGGAAGAAGGAAUUGUUUGUUGGUAUUUUUGUGUAAAUUACGGCAAGGGCACCAGCAAUGUUUGUUAGUAGAGUGGAAUUGUUGACACAACCUGUUAAAAUAAUGAUGAGGUUAAGGAUAUGGGCGCAAUUAUUGAGGUCCUCGAGACCCUGGAACAAUUACCAGUUACAAAGGAAUUGCUUGAGACUACCAGACUUGGCAAGACCAUCAACGUAUUUCGGAAACGUAUCAACGACGAAAAGCUAGCGAAGCGGGCCAAGAACUUAGUGAAGAAAUGGCGCGACGCCGUCCUCGUCAACGAGCAGCAACAGUCUGGCGGUGGGGGCGGAGGGCGACCCGUGAACGGCAACUCGGACGGACUGCACGUUCCUGGCGGCCACCUCCGAUCAAUCGGCGGAUACAACUCGAACUCUUCAAGCCCCCAGUUAAUGACGGCGUCCAGAAUCAGUCCGAACGCCCUGCACAACUCGAACAGCCUCAGCCCCCGCAUUCUCAACAACCUCACGAGCAACAAUAAUAACCGAAAUGGUCAGCAGCAACAGCAAGUCGGUCGAUCGUCCAUACCUUCCGCCGUCGUCGCCGCCGUAUCGUCGCCACGGCUGCAUUCAUCCUCACCUAGUCUACGAGUCAGUUCUCCUUCACAGUUUGGUAACAAAGCAAAAUCUCCCUCCUGUGGACCAAUCAUCAGCUCCUCGCCACUUAACAACAAUAACAAUACCAAUAAGAUGAUGACCAGCACGAAUAGCUACGCGCCCAAUGUCGAGGUCGUGGCGAGAACAAAUGCAGCUAAUAAACGGUUGAGAAUAGAAGAUGGAGCUGAAAGGAUGAAUGCUGGUCCUCCCUCGAAGAAGGCUCGACAUGGAAUCGCGAACGGUGGGAUAUUUGAGGGUACGCUGGACGACCCCUCCCUCGCGCUGCUCGACGACCUCAGUAAAGACUCGAUGACCUCGCGUGCUAGCGACAACAGUGAUGGCUCCUCGUCCAAAGCGGUCAGCAACAUGUCGUCGUCCGCCGUCCUGUCGGGAGCGCCGAGUCCGGCCAGCAUCAUCCUGGGCGACUCGGCCCUCACCUCACCCGCCAUGUCGGGCGGAGAAGGCGAAUCCGCAUCCGAAACCUUACUCUGUGGUCAAGAUGAUAAUAAACCUUCGUUGUUUUCCUCCAUUCCGGAAAAUGAAGGGAGUGCUGUAGAUCAUGGUGCUAACAAUGUCAAUGAUCAACCUCAAGUUAACGUGGUAGCCGAAGUGGUGGCCCCCGUGCAGAAAAGGGGGAGGAAAAAGAAGCAGAAAACGAAUGAGAUGGAUGCUCAAACUUUACGCAUCCACAAGCAAAUCGCUCAGGCCAAGCAAGAAAGCAUGGUUCGGACCGUGCAUCGCCUCUCGAUGGAAAUAUUCGAUGACGACCACCGCUUUCCUCCCACCCCCGACAUUUCUCCCGUCCCACCACCACCCCCACUUGAGCGAAAACCUAUUCCCAAACCUCACAUCACCGCAGCUUUAAGUAGAGACGAUCCCGUCAUGAAAAGUGACUUUGUCAAGGAAUAUCUACACUCUCAGAACAAACAAAUAGAACGUCAGAGGAAUGAGAUUUCCUUGCUUCCUCACGAACCAACCCCUCCUCCACCCCCAGUAAUUCCCCCCACCGCGGAUGAGCCCCUGGACUCCAAAAAGAAGCGGAAACGCGACAAAAAGAAGAAUCGCGGGGAAAACAACGCCACCACAACGAUUUCGUUUCCGACAGAGUCCGAAAUCCUCUCCCGCCUGCCCCCCAUCGACCCUCAGACUUUAGAGGAACUAAAAAACUUCAAAUUCGACGUUCCCUCUGAAGACGAGGAAGCUAAAUCCAAACCUGAAAUAGAGACUGAAAAUGCUACAAGUCUGACUUCAACCAAUGAAAGUAACGCUGAAAAUAUUAAGAAUAACAUUGCUGAAGCUGCACCUCCUCUCAUCGCCAGUAAAAUCGAUUGGGGCGACAGUGAAGAUGAAGACGAUUUUGUGGACGUUUCACCCAAAAUUGAAGACACUUCCGGUCCCGACGACCCAUCAACUAUCCCACAAAUCGUGGUAUCUAGCACCACUCUACCUCAAACAAUUGACGAAAUGGAUACAUCCGAACAAGCAGAAGACCAAGAACAACCGGAAGCUGAUGCUCCUGCUCCGAGAGAGAUCGACGACUCCGAAGUGGAGCGUCUCCACCUCGAGAAAAUCGGCAACCUGAACGGAAAUCUGGAUAAGGACGGUCUCUUCAAAGAAUGGCAAGAGGUCGUGGCAGUUGAGUCGUUUAAAGGAGAUCUUCUUCACAUCUUGCCUUACACUAUAAUCGAUUUUUAAUAUAUUUAUGAUAUCAACCAAAAACAUACCAAUUCUACAAUUUCCUUACUUACUUACGGAGUUAUUAAUUAAUGUACUUGUAUUUUAAGUUUUGCAUACUAAUUUGUCUUUACAUAUUGGAUUUCUUUUAUUCUUUUUUGCCAUUAAUGGUGUUCGUUCUGUGAUUCAUGUUCGAUUGAAUCGCUGUGUUGUAAUAUCGCUAUAAAAUGAUAAUAUUUCUUUUUAAAUAUUGAUGAUAAGGAGAAGGAUGAUGAUAAGCGAUCAAUUAGUAGAGAAAAAAAGUCGAUUAACAAACAAAAAAUAUUAUUCAUUCACUUGGAAUAUUAUUUACUAAUUUUUUGUCCUUUUUUCAGUCCGAUUUGUUAUACAAGUUAAUUAUUAUGCUUAAUUAUGAUUAAUUAAUUAAGACAUGCGCAGUUCAGCAUUCUUAUUACUUUACUUCUUACCGCAUGAUUGAUGUCCACGUUGUGUUCAGUAGUCAGAGUUGAUCCUUGAUUCUGAACUCUCGAUAAAUACAUAUUAAAUGUCGCAACAUGAUUAAAAAAAGCAGAAAGCUCAAAAUUAAAUUUGCAAAAAUUUAAGAAAAAAAUUCUCUUGUUUGAAAAAAAAACUUAUUUUUUAUGGGUUCCCUUAAUCAAAAUGAUUUUUCUAGGAUUUAAAGUUAUCGAAAUUUUAUUCGAUUUCCCGUUUUUUUAUCUAGUUUGAUUUUCCUAAAUCGGAAAUAUUUCUUAUUAAUUGAUUCAUUUAUAAAGGUUCCUAACAAACAGGAAAAUAUGCAUCAUAUUAAAAUGAACCAGCAUAAAUAAUAAUUAAAAAACGGCCAUUAUUUCGGGAAAUUUAACAUAAAUUUCUCUAGAAUUUAGCUGCUUAUCGUUAGAUAUCGAAUAUUAUAUAGUAUUACACAAGUAAAUUUGCAUAAUAAUGACCAAGCAGGUACAUAGUUAUUUAUAGCUCAGGGCGAUAUCUUAUAUACUCGUAGGAGAAAAAAAUAACAAGUAGAUAGAAAUUAGAAGUAGGAAUUUUUUCUGUAUGUUCAAUUCAAUCCUAAGCAAAUUACACAUAAAAAAUCACCUAAAAAGUCUAAAACACAUAUAAAAUUAUCAACCGCGUUAGGAUUACGAUGCUUAAAUGAAGAUAAGACGAUUACUUGCUAUAGUGCCUAAAACAGGGUUGAAUUAUAUACGAAAUGAAAACAUUAACAAAAAAAUAGUCGAGGAGGAGGAUAAGCUUGAUAAGCUAUUUAUCAUUGCAAAAAAAGUCGAUAAGUUGCAUUAUUGAAUACUUGCUUAUCAAAAAUAUUUCGCUAUAUUAACGCAAACUUUAAAAAAGAUCAAAAAAAAGGAUUACAUUUUUUGGUACAUACACUUGCAUAAUAUUUAGUUUCGAAAUGAUAAGCGAUUUAAACGAUAAGAAGGUACCCACAUCAACAUAUAAGACACAUAACAUAUUAUGCUAAAUAUCAUGAAUUAUUACGUAUAAAAUAAUGAUGAUGAUUCGUGUAAUUAUAUCCGACGACGUGGAAUACAAUAAUAAAAAGAUUUUGAAAAAGUA